AUUCAUAGCCGCCUGACCAGCAGAACGAGUGAAAUAAGAAGAUUACUUGCUCAGAUCUUCUGAUUUAGAGAGAAAAUUAUGUUCAGAUAAGGAGGAACAAGAAGGAUCAUCUUUGCGCAGGAUUUAUUUACGUUUUGGGAUUUUUUUUUUAUCCCAAGGACGGAGUUUAAGAUGGAGAUGAAGUGUUUAACUUUAAAGGAUUUGCAUAGUGUGAGGACACUAGUGAAUAAGACAAGCUCAGAUGAUCCUGUCAGCUUGAAUGACCAUAAAGAGAACAUCUGCACGGACCGAAGGAAAACGACCCCGCUGAAGUGUGAGUCUGUGACGGCAGCUGUGAGUGGACAUAGGAGAGUUUCCAGCCCAGAUAUCAUACAUAUAACCCCUAUUAAACACACUGAGAGGGCCCACCCGGACCCCUGGACCCCGACAGCCAACCUGAAAAUGCUGAUCAGUGCCGCCAGCCCAGAUAUCCGCGACAGAGAGAUGAAGAAAACCCUCUUUAGACCCAUUGAAAAUGAAGAGAAAGCUGUAGAGGAGGAGGAGGAGGAGGAAGAACUCGAUGACUCGUGUCAGUAUGAAGCUUUAGACGGUUCUGAGAGGAGACCCAGUCGCAAACAGAAGAGUUUGGGUCUUUUGUGUCAGAAAUUUCUGGCCUUGUACCCAGAUUACCCAGAAACCUCAGAGAGCAUCAACAUCUCUCUGGAUGAGGUGGCCUCUCGCUUGGGUGUUGAGAGGCGACGUAUUUACGACAUUGUGAAUGUGCUGGAGUCUCUGAUGCUGGUGAGCCGAAUGGCUAAGAACCUGUACGUGUGGCACGGGCGCCCGAGGCUACCACAGACCCUGGAGGAACUCCAUCGGGCGGGACGAGAGCAGGGCUACCAUCUGCAGAUGGACCAGAGAGAAGGAAGCAGCCCAUAUGGCGCCCAUCACAUGCAAAACACACACGCGGCUUCCAGCAGACGGAAGGAUAAAUCGCUUCGCAUCAUGAGCCAGAAGUUUGUCAUGCUGUUCCUGGUGUCCAAAACACAGACCGUUACACUUGAUACAGCUGCUAAGAUCUUGAUCGAGGAGGGUCAGGAUGAGUCCAACCACAGCAAGUAUAAAACUAAGGUACGACGCUUGUAUGAUAUCGCUAAUGUCCUGACCAGUCUGAAUCUGAUCAAGAAACUUCACGUGAGAGAAGAAAAGAGCCGUAAACCCGUCUUCAAAUGGAUCGGACCUGCCGAUUUUCACAGCAGUGAUUCAGAUGAUUUGAGGGUCUCAGAAGCUCAGAUCAGUGCCUCCAUCACGGGCGCCGGGGAAAGGCGGGAGAAAAUGACACGUCACUCCUCCUUUCAGGUCCUCCCAGCCCCUGCUGUCAAUCAAAGACGGAUAAGCUCCGCCCCCAGCACACCUCAGAGACGCUCUACAGACGAGCCGGUGGACUACUCCAGGAAGAGUGUGAACAGCUCUGCGGUGUGUCAACUGCAGUUUGGAGACAGUGUUCAGGCCAGUGGAAGCGCUGUUGGACCAGCGGUGCCUCUUCAGGCGGACGCCCCGUUUGCGUCACUGCCCUUUUCAGCCCAGUUCGCUCCUCACCAGUUAGCGUACCUGUCCGGUCUGCCACAAACACCCGUGUUCAUGGUGUACAGCGGACACGUGCCCGAGGGCAUCAACCAGAGGUCACCCGUCUCAGGCCACAGGGAGGGACAUCCAAAGAAGAGAGAGAGACAGGAGGAAGAGGAGGAUGAUCAGGCAGCUAAACGAAGCAAACGCUCAGUGUCCAUAGAAAGUGAAACGGGUGGGACUGAUAGUUCCAGAAGGUCUCCGGUCUGCUCUCGGGAAGGGUCCCCGUGGGACGAGGCCUCGUUUGGGCCAAUGAAUGAGGAAGACGCCGGAACAUCCAGUCCCAAAGAUGCCCACAUGUCCUCUCAUUACCUCUAUGUCCCAAACACAGCAGGUCUGAACGGUUUGAACUUCCUCAUGCCAGCAGGACAUACACGAGGUGGUAUGCCAGCUGUAGCUAUGCCAUAUUUUUUGGUGCCUUCACCGCUCAUAACAGGUGCGAUGCCCGCUUCCAGUGCUGAGGGGGUUGCCAGCAGUGGUUUGAGUUUCAGCAUGCCCACCAUGUUGUCACCUGCCCAGUUUGUGAUGGCAGGAGGGGCAUUUAAUGUGGCUGAAACACUGAACACCCCUGAGCAUCAUGGGCACCGAAUACCAGUGGCCACAUUCUCACCGCAGGGACCACGAGUACAAGAGAGCCCUCAGCCAGCACAAACACAGACUCCCGUGACACCAAAGGAAGCAGCGCUGGGGUCCAAAUCUUUCUUUGAGACACCUGGAGCUUUUGGGACUCUCGCCGGCCAACCAGCGGCGCGCAAACGAGGCUCCGCCCAGAGGAGGCUGGACAUCGGACACACCCCAGCCAAUUAAAUUAGCCGCUGCAUUUGUGUCAUUGGUUUUCAGGCUUCUGUGGUGCUACUGUGCCAAAGACAGAAACAGCAUUACACAGCAAAUUUCUUUACUUGAAUUAUUUCUCGUACAUGACCAUUGUAUAAUGUUUACGAACAUCAGUAUAAGAGGGCAGAUUAUUACAGAUGCUAAAGUCCCACUCAGGGUCUAUAGCGUGAUUCGGUUACGCCCUUUUGUGGCUCGAUUUGUUUUCCCCCCACAUCAUUUUUCAUUUCUGAAAGUAUUUUGGAGUUUAUUUGAUAUCCCACUAGUGUAUUGCCUGAUUUUGUUUACCAUUAUUUAUUAUAGCAUUUCCAGAGGCUAAAAUCAUCAAUCCAGUUUUAAGCACUACAUAUUUAAAAAUGUGAAAAUGAAUUAAGUCUGGAUCGACUUCUGAGAGAAAACCACACAUUUGCGUUUUGUAUUUCGCUGAUUGUAAAAAGUGCCAUAUUGGUGAAGCCGACAUGCCUUGGAAAUAUGUUUGUUACAUGAUGCCUUCACCACUAAAAAUGAAUACAUAGAAAAGUGUAUUUUGGGGUAAAGAACAAAAUAGUGGUUGUAAUUUUCUGCUUAAUUUUGAGGUGCUACGUCUGAAAUGAAAAGGAAACACAUACUUGAAUAACCAGUGAAUAUGAUCUGCGAUCACUGGAACAAAGCAGAAUUAUCACAGUACUGUACUGUUUAAAACAAAGGAUGUUUAUGAAUUAAUUGUUCUUAGACUAGUAAUAAAUUAUUUUUGAAGGGGUACAGGAGUUACAUUUGGAUUGAGCUUUACACCGCCGUGUAAUUCGUACAGUAUUUACGGUCACUACUGUAACUCGUAGCAUCGCAUAAUUUUGUAAACAUGUUAAUUUGUGUGUGUUGAAUGUGUUUAGAGCUGCACUGAUGAAUCUGUAUGGUGCUUUUGUGUUCGUCAGAUGUAUUUUUUAAUCAUUUUAUGUAUGGACACAGGUGUCGUACAUGUAAUACAAAAAAUAAAUAUAUGUAAAAUGAAA
Messenger RNA from Pimephales promelas (fathead minnow), 3425 nucleotides. It is a transcript of the gene e2f7, whose product is annotated as E2F transcription factor 7. The record is from RefSeq and is a predicted model, not a curated record. NCBI's taxonomy places the organism in Eukaryota, Metazoa, Chordata, Actinopteri, Cypriniformes, Leuciscidae. Gene Ontology annotation, cellular component: RNA polymerase II transcription regulator complex. Gene Ontology annotation, molecular function: RNA polymerase II cis-regulatory region sequence-specific DNA binding; DNA-binding transcription factor activity, RNA polymerase II-specific. Gene Ontology annotation, biological process: regulation of transcription by RNA polymerase II.